AUGGGAAUCAUCCGUGCAGAGCACCUGAUCGAUGAAGAGUGCCUCGGUGGCAACAGGGGCAUAGAAUGCUGCCUGCCGAACUCUACAUCGCCGCCGCCGUCGCCGCCGGUGCACCCGCAGUGUCUGCCGAUAGCCAUCAGGGAGGCGGACGUCUUCUACGGGCCGCACCGACAGCGCUGCAUGAACUUCGUGCGCAGCGUGCCGGCGCCGGCGCCAGGCUGCCAGCUGGGUCCCGCCAACCAGCUCAACGACAUCACUCACUGGCUCGACGGGUCGCAGAUCUAUGGAAGCGACCAGGCCAAGCAGAACAGCCUGCGGACGUUCACAGGCGGCCUGAUGAAGACCAGCGCGGGUAACCUGCUGCCUCGCGAGACGCUGACGCUUGAAGCGGAGGGCACCUACGGCACCUCCUGUCGGGACCGCGUAUGCUUCAUCGCAGGCGAUUCCAGAGUCAACGAGAAUCCGAUCCUGACCAUGUACCACACCAUAUUCGUGCGUGAGCACAACAGGGUUGCAAACACACUCGCUCAGAAGGUAUGCACAUUCCUGGGAAGCGACCGCAAUGCUGCAACGACGAACUUGAGCCCACGUGGGCCUGAUGUGGCCCACAUUUGACUAUCAGAUUUG
This is a messenger RNA of Pollicipes pollicipes, 627 nucleotides long. RefSeq names its product chorion peroxidase-like. Gene Ontology annotation, molecular function: heme binding; peroxidase activity. Gene Ontology annotation, biological process: response to oxidative stress. The transcript is spliced from 4 exons. Lineage: Eukaryota; Metazoa; Arthropoda; Thecostraca; Pollicipedomorpha; Pollicipedidae. The coding region runs from base 1 to 615 and encodes 204 amino acids. The record is from RefSeq and is a predicted model, not a curated record.